Molecule: messenger RNA, 4158 nt
Organism: Hemicordylus capensis (graceful crag lizard)
Lineage: Eukaryota; Metazoa; Chordata; Lepidosauria; Squamata; Cordylidae
Gene: FAM193A
Product: family with sequence similarity 193 member A
Exons: 16
Coding region: 215-3436 (1073 amino acids)
Source: RefSeq, a predicted model, not a curated record
CUUAAUACAUGAGAAGGUGUUCUCGUGAGCGGAACCGACGCAACCGCUUCGUCGCUUCUGCUUCAUCUUCUUCCGCAGCUUCUUGCUCCGCUCUGUGUGGCCUAGUCGCGCGCGCUGCCAUUGAGGAGAAUCCCUGAGGCUGGGAAUAACAUAUGGUUCCUGAAGUGAAGAGAGAGAUAUAGUACCUUAAUGGUAUUGCCAAUUGGAACAGGAAAUGGGGCAAGUUGCUGAAGCAUGGCUUGAAUGCCAGAAAAGAAUAGAUGAUUAUGUUGAUGAACAGGUAGCAAUGAGGACAAAACAGCACUUUUUGAAAGAAGACUGGGAAGUUUUCAAACAGAAGCGUUUUAUUGAACAGUUAAAUGGGAAGAACACAUUAGCAGCUGGAGAAAAUAACUUUACAGACACAAUGAGACAUUUGUUGUCAUCAAGACUGAAUAUUUCUGACUGUCCCAACUGCAAUUACAGGCGCCGAUGUACUUGUGAUGACUGCAGCCUUUCUCACAUUCUGAUGUGUGGAAUCGUGGAUUCACCAGUUACAGAUGGUGUCCAUAGUAACCAGCUACCACUACAAAUCGAUUCUGCUCCGGAUUACGUAUCUGAAAUCCACCUACCUAGUAUGUCAUCAGGAAGUUCAGGGUCUGGAGCUAGCUCUCCAUUUACUGUCCAGCAGAUAGACAGACCAAGGCUCAUUCUGACAGAUAAUGGUUCUGGAUCAGCUUUUAAUAUUGAAGAUGAAGAUGUUGCACCACUGUCAGAAAAACUUGCCGAUAUUUAUUCCAUUAAUAACUAUGAAAAUGCGAAGGUUGUAAGAAAUAUGACUAGAAUCCACAGUGAACUAAAUGGUACAGUUGAUGACAUGGCAUUGAAGUAUGAGUCUCCCCAGGGGAGCAGCACUUGUAGCAGUUCAUCAGAAGCAGAUACUGAAGAUGUGUCAGAAGCCGAUGCUGAUGAUGGGGAGAAUGAUAGUGAGCUACCAAGAACUCAAGAGGAUGAUUUGAUGCUUGGAAGAAACAUAAUAAGGAAGGAUGACACCAAAAGGAACAGCCCUCUGCCAUCAUACCCUGCUCAGCAGGCUGAUCAAGCUUCAGUUUGUUGUGAAUGCCAUGUCUGUAAUCAGGGAAGCCCAGAUGCCUCUUCUUCAGACACCGAAAUGAGCUGUCUUCCUCCUGGACAUCAAUUUAGGAACCCAGAAAACCCUGCACAUCCUGCUCUUCAUCUUUAUCCUCACAUCCAUGGACAAAUACCACUGCAUACUAUUCCUCACUUGCCGCCUCCACUCAUUCACCCCUCCUUGUAUACAGCUUCCACAUUUGCUCAGAAUAAGGCACUGGUCCAGAAUCAUACAAACAAGCAUCAAGUACUCAGUACAUCACUCCAAGAUCAUAUCUACCCAAGCUGUUUUGGGACUACAGCAGACUGGAAGAGUUCUAAAUUUCUAAGCAUUUGGGGAUCAGAAGUCAUGAAUGAGAAGGACUGGAAUACUUCCACGUUUUUACAAGAUACAUUUCCUGGGAAUGAUAUUGUAGCAACAGCAUGCUCAGAACUGGGACCUAAUGUAGUUCCUGUAACAUCUAGAAAUGAAGGAACAGUAGUGACUGAUAGCAAAAAGAGGGAAAACAUUUUAAAGAAAAAAUGUCUAUACCAUUUUCAAGAUGCUUUUAUGGACACUAACAAAGUUGUUAUGGCAACAUCAUCUGCAACUUCUUCAGUCUCAUGUACAGCUACUACAGUACAGUCAAGCAACAACCAGUUUAAAGUUUCAUCUAAAAGUCCAUCGUUGCUAGGUGAUGUUUUCCACGGUAUCAGUUCAGAAGAUCACAGAUGUUCUGCAUCAGCUGCAUCACAAAACGGCCCCACUAGUUUAGCAUCACUUCCUUCUCUUUCUCCUCUGGUACUUUCUCCAGCCUCUGCUCCUCAUCACCCAAGCGUAAAUGCUCCAUCUUUCUCUGGAGUUGCCCCAACAGCUCCUGGCUUUGUGGAUCCCCAUUCAGAUCUCUAUCCCACAACAGUUGCACCUACAUCAACUACAGAGGGCUUGAUUAGUGCCCCAUCAAGUGUUUGCAGUGACCCUGACUGUGAAGGCCAUCAUUGUGAGAACAGCAACAUCUAUGAUCAUCGGCAGUAUGAUGGUGAGGAGAGCCAAGAUGAAGAUAGCUGUUCAGAACACAGCUCUAGCACCUCAACAUCCACAAACCAGAAAGAAGGAAAGUACUGUGAUUGUUGCUACUGUGAAUUCUUUGGCCAUGGAGGACCACCAGCAGCACCAACUAGUAGAAAUUAUGCUGAAAUGAGAGAAAAGCUUCGCUUGCGUUUAACAAAGAGGAAGGAGGAGCAGCCCAAGAAACCAGAACAGAUCUCAGAUAAAGAGAGUGUCAUUGAUCAUCGAAAAGUGGAAGAUCUGCUACAGUUUAUAAACAGUCCUGAGACUAAGCCAGUAAACAGCACACGGGCAGCCAAAAGAGCAAGGCAUAAGCAAAAAAAGUUAAAAGGAAAGUCCCAUGUUGAAACAGAAGCAAGAGAACAGGAGCAUGAUCGGCUACUGGAACAGCAACAGCAAGAAGAUGAGGAGACCCAACAACUACAAGAGUUGCAAGCUGUAAAGAAAAAGAAAAAAGAGAGAACCACCACAAACUGUCAGAAAGUGAAAGCGCUUACUCAGAGUUGUCAAGUAAUAACAAAUCCUUCGCCAAACACCCCAGAAAAUAAUCAGAAUAAAGUACUGGAAAAAACAGAAAUGUUAUCUGAUUCAUCAUCUAAGAAUGCAAAUCAUGUGGAACAGGGCCCAACUUCUGUAAAUCUCUGUGAACCAUGUAGUUCAAUAAAUAGCAGAGACUCAAACCUGCUGUUCAAGACAGAGAUGACUGUGAAAUCUCAUGAACCACUUUCUUUGCUCCUUAAUAUAAUGCAACAUCACACAGAAGACAAAACCAAACAGAAGAUAACACAGAUAAGUAAGCUGUUUGCUCAACAACUGAAAAAGCCUUCCAAAGCAAGCAACGUUCAGCCUAAAAUAAAAAAGCAAAUGGAGUCCAGAAUAAAAGUGGAAGAACUACAAUCACUUUCUGCCUCCAAAAGAGAGAAGAAAAUAAGCAUUAAUACAAAGCAAAUAAAUCCUAUAACAGAAUCGCAUUUUGUCAGUGGCUCCCCUUCUCCAAGUGAACCACAGGAUAAUAAGCUGACAUUACAAGAUUUUCCUCAGCCAAAGGGCAAGAGCAAGAAAAACAAAAAAAAGAAAGGCGACAAAGGACACUCAUCCAUUGAUGAUGUGUUUUUGCCAAAAGAUAUUGACCUUGACAGCGCAGAAAUGGAUGAGACAGAGCGGGAAGUGGAGUAUUUUAAAAGAUUUUGCUUGGAUUCUGCCAGACAGACAAGGCAAAGACUUUCCAUCAACUGGUCCAACUUUAGCCUGAAAAAAGCCACCUUUGCUGCCCACUAAAGGCUACAGUAUGGAGUACAGAUGCUUUAGGAACUAAUUACUAACUCCAUUUUUCCCAGUGCAGAGGGCUGUUCUGGCCUUCAGAAAGAUAACUUUGUUCCCAGUACUGUGUCGAUCUUAUCCAGACUCUCCCCCUCCCGCCCCCAUUAUUCUAGCAAACUGAAAAAUUGCUUUCUCCAUACACUUGUUAUUUUGUGUGACUGAAGCCUGUGAGUGAGACUUACUUGAUUGUAGCACUCAGUUGUUGGAGUUGGAACAAUAGCAUGUUUCAAUUUUCUGGAAAGACUUUGGCAUCAAAGAUUCUGGCUCUCAAUAUGCAUUAUCUGCUAUGGCUUUUGCCAUUUUGUUACGACUUGUCCUUUGGCCAGAGCAAUGGAUCUAGCCAGUUUUGCUCUCUUCUGCCAUAAACUCCUCUAAACAAAGUUUCAUGGAAAAAAAAUUGCCUCUGGGACAAACAUUUGCUUUUGUUUUUCACAAUCUACUGUUAAGAAUGUACGAGUUAAGCUAUUUGUGUUUUGAUUAUUCCUGAUUUGUAGCCAGCUUGUGUAAAAAUACUUGCAGAUGAAAGUUUAAUGAACAACAAUACUUGCAUAUCAAAUCAGUAAAACUGUAUAAUUGUAUUAAUACUGAAGCCUACCUGGCUAAUUUUUAACAUAUUGUUAAGAAAUAUUAAAAUCAUGCCUUUCUUGUUGAAAGAUGGAAUACAUUAGUAUCAUAAAAGA